Molecule: messenger RNA, 833 nt
Organism: Erpetoichthys calabaricus (reedfish)
Lineage: Eukaryota; Metazoa; Chordata; Cladistia; Polypteriformes; Polypteridae
Gene: ttc36
Product: tetratricopeptide repeat domain 36
Exons: 3
Coding region: 204-764 (186 amino acids)
Biological process (GO): cilium assembly
Molecular function (GO): protein binding
Source: RefSeq, a predicted model, not a curated record
CUUCCUAUUGGCUGGAGCGCCACGGCUCCGGAGCGGCUGAGUGAACUUAUCCUGUCUUUCCAAGAAAUUCCUUCAGGUAGCCAUUCCAUAUUAAAGAGCAAUUGGAAAAGUCCGCCCCAUCUGUUUCUACUGGACAAAGCCACGCCUGGUCGUCUUCACGUCCACCUCAUGUGGCAGCUGCAGUGUUAUUUGAUCUUGGGAUCAUGGCAACCGAAAAUGACCAAGCCGUGCUGAGGAGCAUCUUCAACCCCGAUUGCCCGUUCGGAGACGAUCUUGGGGAGACGUGCGAACCGCUCAGAGACGAGGACAGCAGCUUUGACCCUGAAGUCCUGCGACGUGUCCAUGAUCUGGAAGUACGAGGCGUGAAGGCAGCAGAGUCCGGAGAUCUACACUCGGCACUGCUGCUCUUCAGUGAAGCCAUUGAAAUCCUACCAGACUGGGCAUCGGCGUACAACAACCGUGCCCAGGCCCGGCGGCUGGAUGGCGACACAGCUGGAGCUCUGGAGGACCUGGAGUGUGCCAUAGCUCUGAGUGGUGGCACUGGCCUGACGGGCUGCCAGGCCCUGGUGCAGAGAGGACUGCUGCACAAACUGCUCCACGAGGAGGAUGCUGCACUGUGUGACUUCCAGAGAGCAGCGAGACUGGGCAGCUCAUUUGCACGCCAGCAGGCUUUGCUUCUGAACCCAUACGCUGCUCUGUGCAACAACAUGCUGAGCCAGGUUUUCCACAAGCUGCGUAACCCUCAGGCCCCCGAAAAAGCUUAGGGGGGUUCAACUAAAAUCUAGGUGCAGAAACAGUAAGUGUGCUUGUAAUAAAGGAAAUCGUUUCUUCUG